Messenger RNA from Odontomachus brunneus, 1535 nucleotides. RefSeq names its product snRNA-activating protein complex subunit 3 (gene Pbp49). NCBI's taxonomy places the organism in Eukaryota, Metazoa, Arthropoda, Insecta, Hymenoptera, Formicidae. The record is from RefSeq and is a predicted model, not a curated record. The transcript has 6 exons. Bases 273 to 1424 code for a protein of 383 amino acids. Gene Ontology annotation, molecular function: bent DNA binding; core promoter sequence-specific DNA binding; RNA polymerase II cis-regulatory region sequence-specific DNA binding. Gene Ontology annotation, cellular component: snRNA-activating protein complex. Gene Ontology annotation, biological process: snRNA transcription by RNA polymerase III; snRNA transcription by RNA polymerase II.
CCUGGAAUCAUAGAGAGAGAAAGAGAGAGAGAGUGCAAGCAACCGAAUUCGCAAGUAGAUAGACGUAUAAAGUAAAUCAGUAAACGUUAUCCCUGUGUUUUUACGUUAUCCCUGUGUUAAAUAACCAAACAUUCAAAUCUAUAAUAGAUAUAGAGAAUUAAAGAAAAGAAAAAGAAACGUUUUAAAUUUCUAAAUCAGUAUAACACAUAAUGCAUAAAGUUGUAUAAGCCUUGGUUGUUUACAUGUCACAGUGACUGUUCUUAGAUAUAAUAAUGGAUUCAGUAUAUGGAUGUUAUAACCGUCACGCGUCCGCACAGAUUUGCCUGAAUGAUUAUUUUUCGGAAUAUAGUAAAUUAUUAAAAUCUUCCAUAUGCUACGGACAAAACCAAUCGACGGAAGAAAAAAUGUUUCAACUUAUGGGUGUUGAACUUUCAAAAUCAAGACUAGAUUUAAUGUCACAUUAUUGCAGCAUCAGUAAUUUAAGGACAAUGGUAACUACCACUGAUGAAGGAAGCAGGAAUAAACAUGAUAAAAAUCUUGAAAAUAUUUCAGAUAGCGCUCAACUAGAAACACUUAAAGUAUUGAAGAUAUAUGACAAUAAUUUGUUACACAAGUACAAUAUGCAAAAUAGAACUCGAAUUAUAUAUGAGAAAUUACAUGAUGAUCAAAUUGUAACACCAGGCCUAGAUUUUCUAGUUUAUGUUCAAGUUUAUGAGCCAUUUAACUCUGCAAUGAAUCGUAUUGGCCGAUUUUUUAAACAUAAUCUUCCAAUUCUCCGAAUUAAAUCUGUCAUAUCGAUACUAGGAUGUCAAUAUCUUACUGAUCUUCGUGAAAAGAUAAUGUGUAUAUCUGAUUUGUCGAUUGCAACAGAAGUUAGUAAGAAUCCAAAUCAACAGUCUAAAUUCAUGGCAAAGGAUGUCUAUAAGUCAGGCUUUUUUUUCAUUGAAGAUACUUUUUACAAUGAUAUGAGAGAUCCAAAUAACAAGGAUUACAGCGAUGUUAUAUUGAAGUGGGCAGAAACUCGGAAUAAGUUAGGUCCAUUUAAAACUGCAAAGAUGGAGAAUGUCCGAAUAGAUACUCUUAAUGUAAGAUUUGGUUUUCCAUGGGUAUAUAUGCAUCAGGGUUGUUGUGAACAUUUAAUUGUAUUGUCUGAUGCCAGAUUGGUAACCGACGAUGAUGAUUUAUCAAUAUCCACUUAUCCAAAAAUUGAGAGGAUAAAACCUGCUGCUGGGAAGAAUUGUACUAUGUGUGGAAUACAUAAUGUACGUUGGGUUGUGAUGGAACAUGACAGAGUACCCCAUGAGACCAGCUACUUUUGUGAAAAUUGUUUCAAAUCAUACAAUUAUGUCAAUGGCAAAAAAAUUGGAAAUUUCAAAGCAUAUAGAUAUCCUUAUAUAACAGAAUUAAUGAUAGAAAAUACCUAAAACCUUAUUAACUGGUCUUUUUAUAAAUAACAUGUAAUAUUGAUAAACCUGUUAAAAAUAUAUUUUAAUACAGGAAACAUAAUGAGCUUAUCCUGUUGUUAAAAAAAAUUA